AUGGCAUUUUUAAGAAUUCAAACAACAAAUAAAAUAGUGUUAAUGUGUUCUACAUUGCUUAUGGCAUUUGGUAUAACAAUUAUUGUUAUUGGAGUUGGAAUGGGAUUAUAUCUUGAUAAAUUAUUUGAAUUAUUUAGUAUUUUACCUUCAUACUCAUUCUCGAUUUAUUUAUACGCUGGAAGUGCAUUAUUUUUAUUGUCAAUAUCUGCAUUUAUUCAUGCAGUAGCAAAAUAUAAUAAACCAGUAUUAAUUAUUUUGUUAUGUGCUUGUAUUUUUGUUGCUUUAAUUGAAUUAUGGACAUUAAGUACUGCUUAUCAAAAUAUGCUUCAUACUCCAAAAUGUAUGGAAAAUCUUUAUGACUCAACUACAAAAGGUAUUCGACGUGAAAUUAAUUUAAAAUUUGCAUGUUGUGGAUGGAAAUCAUAUAAUGCUAAUAGUUGUUCAUUUACUUCAACAGAUAGAAAAGUUGCAUGUUAUGAUGAAAUGAUCUAUCCAAUUAAUGUGAAUUAUGUUAUGAUGAUAGUUUUAAUUACUCUUGCUACACUAUUCCUUCUUCUUUUCAUUGUAGUGUUAUUCUUCCAACUCUUUACAUUCCCUGCUUUCCCACCAGCAAAAAAAGAUAAAAAUACAGAACCAUUAAUGGAAUAA
Messenger RNA from Entamoeba nuttalli P19, 648 nucleotides. Its product is annotated as tetraspanin family protein. Bases 1 to 648 code for a protein of 215 amino acids. The transcript has 2 exons. NCBI's taxonomy places the organism in Eukaryota, Evosea, Mastigamoebida, Endamoebidae. The record is from RefSeq and is a predicted model, not a curated record.